Messenger RNA from Gloeophyllum trabeum ATCC 11539, 822 nucleotides. RefSeq lists its product as uncharacterized. NCBI's taxonomy places the organism in Eukaryota, Fungi, Basidiomycota, Agaricomycetes, Gloeophyllales, Gloeophyllaceae. The record is from RefSeq and is a predicted model, not a curated record. The transcript is spliced from 7 exons. Bases 1 to 822 code for a protein of 273 amino acids.
AUGGGGCUACUCAGCCUCAAGUUGCUUGGGGCCCUCAAGAAGAGGCUCUUCUUAAGCAACUCUUGGAGAAAAAGAACAACCUUGAGUUGGAUUAGGAUAAAGGUACUCCAGAUACGUAAGAACGUAGAGGAUAUACUGGACCUUGAGGAGGAAGAUCAGCCAAGACCAAGCAUUGGCAAGAAGAGAACCGUAGCAGUUCUGGAUGACAAGGAGGAUGCCUUGGCAGAUACUUUAGCAUUUGGUGGUCCAGGUGACGGCGACCGCAACAGAAUGGGUGAGAAGGAGGACAGUGAUGGUGAUAGCAAUGAUGAAGACAAGGAUGAAGAGGCUGAGGAGGAGCCAACUAAGGGUCCCCAUCUGGGUGCUAGCAGUGCACAAUCUUAUGAUGAAGACAUGCCUAUCUCCCAUCCUGGAAUUAUUGGAGUUAUAAGAUGCCAGUGGUUUACUGGGCCCAAAUGCUUUGCUCUCAAGUAUCUGGAUGCCUUGAAGGAGCUAUCACCGCCAAUGUGGGCCUUGGCAAUGACAUCAGUCGUCCAAGCUCUAAAUAGCUGGAAGGAUGGGAAGCUCAUCCCUAGCAAGUUUUCUGAAGACAACGUCAAGGAAUUGUACAUUAAGGCUCUGAGCUGGGUCAAGCAUUGGAAGAAGAAUACACCAACAUGGUACAGUGAUCAUGUUGAGGGAACUCUGGCAGAUAUUUGUGAGAAGAUGCAGAUCAUUAUGAUUCCAAGCACCAACUUUGACCACACAUCCGAGGUUAUUAGUAGGUUGGAGGAGAAGGCCAAGGCCAAACAGGCUGUAUGUGGCGUCAAGGAUGGAGCAUGA